UUCGGUAAAUAAGUAUUUUAGGUUAAAGGUUACAUAAAAAAGUGAAAGAAAAAGUAGUGAACAAGGAAAUAAAAUUUGUCUAUGCCAUUUAACUUAGGGAAAGAACCAAAAGAGAACAAUUUGUGAAGUAUUAUGUUAAUGUGGAACAGCCAAUGGAACAAUGUUGGAUGAUGAUAAUAUUCACAGGCUUUAUUCAUAGCACUUUAUCAUUUUGUCCAAAUGCUACCAACAUCUGCAAGUUAGAAUAUAUUCAAGUUAACAAACACGAAGACCUCCGCUGUCCUACCUCAGUAGAUACUCAUCUGAUCAAAUGGCAUUACAGAGAAAAUAAUGACAGAAACUGGACUUCUUUUCAAUUUAAAUUCUGCCGUAAUCGUCCAGACUAUACUAAAUGUGAAGUAAAAGAUGGUGUGUUAAAACUGAACUAUGCUUCCGCAGAAUAUGAAGGAUUUUAUAAAUGUACUUCAAAUCAUACUGAACACUGCUUUGAAUUGAAAUUAUAUAAUUGUGACAAAAGAGAAGAACAACUAAUAUAUGAACCACCCAAAGAAAUAUUAGUACACAAGAAUGAGAGAUGUAUGAUUAGAUGUGGAGCAGAUUUUGGUUGUGACAUUGGCAUUAAGGGAACUAUUUCCUGGGAACACAAAGGGCAGAUAAUUAAUGAAUCAAAUCAUCCAUAUCAAACUUGCGUUAGCAAAAACAUAACAAAUAUAGAAUCUCAACUGACAAUCCAAAGAGUGAAAAAAGAUGACAUAUAUUAUCCAUUUGUAUGUGUAGUAAAAGAUAGUAAAGGAACAAAUGUCAGACGGUUCAAUGUUACGCUUAUAGAUAUGGAUCCUAAAUAUACAACAAAUUAUGAGACCUAUACGGUAAUUGUGUUGGUGUGUGCUUUAUUUGCGGCAUUAGUAAUAUUAGGAAUAAUUAUGAUAUUUUAUCCAGGAAAAUGUUUUAGCAUUAUGACUCAUUGUUCAUGCCUUAGCAGAAUGUGUUGUUUAGGUUCUUACAAUUAUGAUGUGUUUAUUCUUUAUGAUGAUGAAGAUGAACCUCUAGCAAGUAAAGUUAAAGACGCACUUAAAAGCAAAGGCUAUAACAUUGCCGCUAUGGAUAUUAUUGAACCAGGAUAUGAUUCAACUAAAGAAGUUAAGGACAUAAUCAAGGAGUGUGCCAGUUUACUUGUAAUUUACCCAGGAUUUUAUAUUUCUGAAACCUUUGAUCAUCAGUUAACUUUUGGAAAACAAACUAUAGAACCAUAUCUGUUAUCAGUAUUGGUACAUACUCAUCGUAGAGGGAACUGCAUGACAGAUAAGACUUUUAAAUCACUGGGACUAAAAUGUUUUGUCUUUGAUGACAAUUUUUAUAGCCGUAUAUUUUGGAGAUUACCAAAGUUAAAAAAGUUAAAGAAAAGCAAGAAAUAUUAUCAUAAUUAUUCAACAUGUAAUAUUUUAUAUUAAAAUGUUUUGAUAAACA
Messenger RNA from Mytilus californianus (California mussel), 1467 nucleotides. RefSeq lists its product as uncharacterized. The record is from RefSeq and is a predicted model, not a curated record. The transcript has 8 exons. Bases 153 to 1451 code for a protein of 432 amino acids. Lineage: Eukaryota; Metazoa; Mollusca; Bivalvia; Mytilida; Mytilidae.